AUGAGGAUGGAGGCCCGGGACGCGGCGCGGGCCAACCACGGCUCCGUCUUCAAGGCCUUUCCCCUGCCCGCCCGAGCCGGCCCCCGGGAUCCGCUCUCCCAGCCCGACGGCAAGUUUUUACCCAACAAGAUCAGCGGUUUCGCUUGCCCCGCUGGAAACGCAUCCUGCGCUCUCAAUUACAGCCCAGAAAUCCCCUGCCCCGAGAGCUACCGGGCAGCGGGGGAGCCCCGAGCCUUUGGCUCCAGCGCCAACGGGCAGUGGCGGGGCUUGGUUCCCCCUCUGGGCUCCGCGCCGCAGAAGCCGAGGGUGAGCCGAGGCUCUUACCUCGAAGCUCGCAAAAACCCCAGUGGGACGUCCAACAGUUUUGUAGGAAAAUCAAACCACCAUUGCCAUGCAUCAGCUUUUCCGAUCAAACCCGCUCAGAGUCCUUCCUGGAGCGGUCCCUGUCGCCGCAGCCUGCUUAGCCCCAAGAAAACUCCCCGGCGGUUCAUCAGCACGGCGGAAGAGACUGUUCGAGAGGAAGAGCGAGAGAUCUACAGGCAGUUGCUUCAGAUGGUCACAGGAAAACAAUUUUCCACGUCCAAACCCUCUUCGCUAUUCCCCUUCCACCUGUCCAGGUGUUCAAAUUCCAGCAAAACUGUAGUGAAAGAAACCCCCAGCAAGAACUCAAAGCUGUUUGAAGCUCACAGCGUUGCACCAGCCAGUUCGGCAACCAGCAUCCUCGCAGCGCAGGAGCAGCCGUCCCACAAACCGUCGCUCUACUCCACCCCCAGCUAUCCCUCCAAUAUCUUUGAGUCCGGUAACUCCACAGCCCAGCAUCAGCAAGAAAAUCUACCAGCAUCUAACACGCAGUCUGAAGGAUCAGACUCUGUCAUUUUGCUGAAAGUAAAGGAUUCCAGAACCCCAGCACCGAGCCUCCCGUUCUUCCAGGCAGAACUGUGGAUCAAAGAACUAACCAGCGUCUACGAUUCACGAGCUCGGGAGAGGUGGCGGCAAAUCGAAGAGCAGAAAGCGCUGGCCUUGCAGCUGCAAAGCCAGCGGUUGCAGGAACAGGAACACUCCGUGCAGGAUCUGGUGGAUUUAAAUCUUCGAGUCCCCCUUGAGAAGGAGAUCCCUGUCACGGUGGUCCCCGAAGAGAAGGAGGAUGCUAAAUCAGCAGACGGCGAAGAGGAGUUCCCCGAAAUCACCGAGGAAAUGGAAAAGGAAAUAAAGAACGUAUUCCGAGGUGGGAACCAGGACGAGGUCCUCAGUGAAGCUUUUCGGUUAACGAUCACUCGGAAAGACAUUCAGACCCUCAAUAAUCUCAACUGGCUCAACGAUGAGAUAAUCAAUUUCUACAUGAAUUUGCUGAUGGAGCGGAGCAAAGAGAAGGGUUUGCCGGCGGUUCAUGCAUUCAAUACUUUCUUUUUUACCAAAUUAAAAACGGCGGGGGACCAAGCCGUGAAACGGUGGACUAAAAAAGUGGAUGUCUUCUCUGUGGAUCUCCUCUUGGUGCCUAUUCAUCUGGGAGUGCAUUGGUGCCUAGCAGUUGUAGACUUCAGGAAAAAAACCAUCACCUAUUAUGACUCCAUGGGUGGAAUAAACAGCGAAGCCUGCAGGAUACUGUUGCAAUACUUAAAACAGGAAAGUCUGGACAAGAAAAGGAAAGAGUUCGACACUAACGGCUGGUCGUUGCUGAGUAAGAAGAGUCAGGAGAUCCCGCAGCAGAUGAACGGCAGCGACUGCGGGAUGUUUGCCUGCAAAUACGCCGACUGCAUUACCAAAGACAAGCCCAUCAACUUCACGCAGGUAAACCCCACCCUGCCGUGCCCCUCGGUUGUGCCGGGGCUUGGCGGGACGUCCCCGCACCCUGCUGGUUUCCGCAGCGGGUUCCAGCCUCGCCUCCGGCCGCCGCCGAGCCGCUCCAAUAUUGACCCGGACCAGGCGGAUUCAAACAGGGAGCGAGCCCCUUGCCAAGAGACCGUCGGGAUCAUCUCGAUACGAUGCCUCGAUGGAGAACUUCUGGCUCCCCGCUCGCUUUAG
This is a messenger RNA of Nipponia nippon (crested ibis), 2022 nucleotides long. The record is from RefSeq and is a predicted model, not a curated record. Lineage: Eukaryota; Metazoa; Chordata; Aves; Pelecaniformes; Threskiornithidae.